AUGGAAUUGCGUGCCGCUUCGAGCAAGUCGAAUUCGGUGCCACAGAACACCACUGCCAUGGCUUCCACGACUGCUCUGACUCUUCGCAGCGUGCCUAGCCUGCAGACCCCUCUUCUCCAUAAAAAGCCAGACGUUUUGAAGGCGCCUCGCUGCGUGUCAGGGUCCCGCACUAUAUUCGCAUGGGCGGACAAGCCCCAGCAGCAGCAGCAGUCGCAGCAGAAGUCGCAGGACGAGAAGCAGAUGUUGAGAAAUCUUUGGGACCCGUUCUUCCCGGCGAACAGCUCGCUGACGCAGCUGCUCGACUCCGUGGAUCGCAUGUUCGACGACGCGCUCCUGCCGCCCAUGCCGCGCUUCCCCUCGCUCUUCCGCGUCACCUCGCCGCGCCUCGACAUGCCAGGUCUGUCCAAGGAGGAGGUGUCGGUGAAGCUGGAGAAUGGCGAUCUGCUGAUUCGCGGAGAGCACAAGGCGCAGGAGACCGCCGGGGAGGAGGGAGAGGGGCUUCGGGAUGCGCGCGUCGCCAAGUCCUACCAGAUCACUCUGGCCGUUCCGGACAGCGUGCUGGCGGAGCACGUCAAGGCGGAGAUGAACAACGGCGUGCUCACCCUCACCAUUGCCAAGGUUGCUCCGCCAGAGCCUGCUCCCGCUGCUGCCGUCGAGAUCCCAGUUGCUUGA
Molecule: messenger RNA, 672 nt
Organism: Closterium sp. Yama58-4
Lineage: Eukaryota; Viridiplantae; Streptophyta; Zygnematophyceae; Desmidiales; Closteriaceae
Source: the annotation of a GenBank genome assembly